Molecule: messenger RNA, 852 nt
Organism: Fusarium poae
Lineage: Eukaryota; Fungi; Ascomycota; Sordariomycetes; Hypocreales; Nectriaceae
Exons: 1
Coding region: 1-852 (283 amino acids)
Source: RefSeq, a predicted model, not a curated record
AUGGUCUACACACAAGGCGCGGGUGCUCAAGGUCCCAGGAGCUACCCCUUCCAUCACGAGUGUAUAUUCAAUCGCCCUGUCGCCGAUGGUGAGAUUGAUAUCAAGGACACCUUCGACAAGACCUGGGAGCAGGAUCUCCAAGCAAAUCGCCUCAGGAAUCAGCUCAAUGUCUAUGAGCGUUCUCUCGAUCCCCAUCUCAGGAACAGCGUGAAAUCCCUCUGUUUUCGUAUCGCUAACGAGGAUAUGCCGUUUGACGAGUUCAAAUUCUUGUGCCAACAUAUCCCCGUACUUGACAAGAACCUUAUGCCAAUGCUUUCAAUCCCCGAUGCGAUCUAUAGCGGUCUAGACAAAAACCCGAAUUCUGGUGCUUGUGAGAAGCGACCGUUUCCGACCGACGUGCUCGAGUGUCAGCGUCUCAAACAUGUCAUGAUUUGUUCUUCCUCAUGGGAAUCACGUUUUGACAAUUUGGUCCCGCUGGUUUUUGAGGACACGAAUAAUUCUUUCACACGGUGGACACCCGGUAGAGGUAGGCAACAGUACUCCCGCAUCGUUCUAGAAGAGCGAAAGAAGGACGACGAUAUUGCUCUCCUCAAUCAGGACUGGUCCCUUUUCAGUGGACUCGAGAGCCUCUGUUUUGACUUCAACACAAGAAGCUGGCACCACAAACAGCUCGAGAAAUUCAGGUGUCUGCUUGCCAACAUGGGCAAGUCCCUGAAGCUCAAGACACUCGUUGUUUCCGAUUUUUGCAAAGGAACCUUCGAGCAACCCGACAUGGUCGCUUUGCUAAUGACUUGUCUACAGCCAGGCGGUAAGCUUCAUCUCAUCGGUGGGAUCCCCUUGGCUGAUCUCUGA